Neopsephotus bourkii (Bourke's parrot) is the source of this 1919-nucleotide messenger RNA. Its product is annotated as membrane primary amine oxidase-like. The record is from RefSeq and is a predicted model, not a curated record. Gene Ontology annotation, cellular component: plasma membrane. Bases 270 to 1919 code for a protein of 549 amino acids. Gene Ontology annotation, biological process: amine metabolic process. NCBI's taxonomy places the organism in Eukaryota, Metazoa, Chordata, Aves, Psittaciformes, Psittacidae. Gene Ontology annotation, molecular function: copper ion binding; primary methylamine oxidase activity; quinone binding. The transcript has a single exon.
CAGAGAAGCCCAUCGGGAGCUGGGGAGUGAGUCAGGCACCGGCUCCGGGGUGGCUUCCCCGCGGUGUCUGGGGUGGGGAGCAAACAGGAUGAACUGGCUGGGACCUGUGAUCUUCUCUCAGCCCCAUGCAAGCUCCAGGCUCCAUCCCCACCUCCUGAGACGCUUUUACGCCCACAGACGGCACCGGGAUUAAGAGCCUGGUCUGCAGGAGAGGGACGUACCCUGGAUGCUGCAGCCGAACCCUGCUCGUGGGCUCUGCACUCGGAGAGAUGAACCCCCGGCUGCCCUACGUGCUGCUGCUGGGGGCUGCGGUGGUGAUCUUGGCUCUGUCCUGCGUGCUGCUGAGCAGGGGCAGGCGAUCCCCUGGCUGUGAAUCCCAGCCCCGCACCGAGGAGGAGACGGGAGCCAGGAGCCAGAGCCUGGUCUUUGCGGACCUGACCCCCGCCGAGCUGGCCCAAGUGGUGCGGUACCUGCAGGGACACCUGGGGCUGCGGCUGGUGGACGCCGCGCGGGCAAAGCCCUCCGACAACUGCAUCGCCUCCGUGGAGCUGCAGGUCCCGGCCAAGGCAGAGGCGCUGCGGUUCCUGGACGGGGCGGGGGCUCGUCCCCCCCGCGAGGCGCUGGCUGUGCUCUACUUUGGGGAGCAGGCAGAGCCCAACGUCACCGAGUACGUGGUGGGGCCGCUGCCGGCGCCGGUGUAUCACCGGGACGUGACGGUGCGCAGGUACGGGGGGAAGGUGCCGUACCACCGCAGACCGAUGCUGGGCAGUGAGUAUGAGCAAGUGGGAGCUUUCUUGAAGACGGCGGCGUUUGCAGCAGCGCCGACCUUCCUGAAGGAAGUCCUCGAGUACGACAGCACCAAUGUGGUGUUUGAGAGCGCAGCCCCUCACGGGUUCCAGUCUGGAGACCGCAAGUCCUGGUUCGCCUUGUUCCAGAACGUGAGCGGGUUCUUCGUGCACCCGGUGGGGCUGGAGGUGCUGGUUGACCACAGCAGCCUGGACAUCUCCCAGUGGGCGGUGAGCAGGGUCUUCUACAACGGGCAGUACUACAGGGACAUGGUGCAGCUGGAGAGCGCCUACGUGCAGGGUCGCAUCAGCGUGGAGAAGGUGAGGAGAGCGCCGCGGGACGGGGACUUCUCGUCCAUGAAGCCGCGAGCGCCUUGGGCCGCGCUGUUCCCUUUGCAGUACGAGCCGCAGGGUCCCCGCUACAGCGUCAGGAACAACCACGUCCUCUACCAGGCGUGGAGCUUUGCCUUUGGGAUGAGCGCGAGCACGGGGCUGCGCCUCUUUGACAUCCGACACAAGGGGGAGAGGGUUGCCUAUGAAAUCAGCGUCCAAGAGGCAAUGUCCGUGUACGGCUCCAACUGCCCCGCAGGGAUGUCCACGAGGUACAUGGACAGGAGCUUUGGCAUCGGGCACUACACCUCCCCCUUGGUGCGAGGGGUCGACUGCCCCUAUUUAGCCACGUACCUGGAUGUGCACUUCCUGGCCCAUUCUCAGGUCCCCCAAAGCACUAAAGGUGCCAUCUGCAUCUUCGAGCAGAACCUGGGCUCCCCGCUCAGGCGCCACUACUCCAACCUGCAGUCGCUGUACUACGGGGGGCUGGUCAACUCUGCCCUGGUCCUUCGGUCCAUUGCCACCGUGGGCAACUACGACUACGUCUGGGACUUCAUCUUCUACCAGAACGGGGCCAUUGAAGGCAAGGUCCAGGCCACGGGGUACGCGAGCUCAUCCUUCCUCCAUGGGGAUGGCCUGCAAUACGGCAAUAGGGUUUGGGAGCACACGCUGGGUACCAUACACACCCAUUUCAUCAACUAUAAGGUGGACUUGGAUGUGGGAGGUAGGUCUGGGUCUUCCUUUACUGCCUGCCGUUAUCCUGGUAAACCCCAAUGCCCUGGGGGGUUGCCUCUUGUCUGCUGA